UCCUUUAUUUCAGUGAAUGAACAUGUUUCCAUGCACUAAAUGCUGCCUUCCCUAUUAUCUUGUUUCUAGACUUUUCUGUCAAAGUAGUAGUAGUACCAACCUCAGGCACUUAUGACCAGAUACUUGCGUGUGCGUGUGCGUGUGCGUGUGUGUGUUCAGAGGUCCACUCUGUCAUUAGACCCGCUCCACAGAAGGAGGUGCAGUGCCUCGUCUGACUCUUCUCCUGGAAAAGCACUUCCUGGCAUCAGGAGCCCCAGUGAAAGUGUGACAGAGCAUCACAUGUUACCGCCGCCGCGUUCUGCCUCCUGUCCAAACGCCGACACUUUGGGCCUCCUGAGGGUCCCUCACCCCCCCCCCACAGCCUCCUCCCUCUACUCCCCCACCUCCAAUCAUAGACUGUUCCACUCCGACACAGGCCAGGUACCGAGGAGGCUCAUUACAGUUUUGUCUCGCCUGUUGGGAAGAGACUGUGUGAACAGUGGAGAGGAGAGGGAGGCCGAGCUGCAUCUGUACGCAGUGUCACCUACGUCCAGACUCUACCUCCACCUGCAGAGCUCAUGGAACAGCUUCAUUAUUAGGUCCACUCUGUCAUUAGACCCGCUCCACAGAAGGAGGUGCAGUGCCUCGUCUGACUCUUCUCCUGGAAAAGCACUUCCUGGCAUCAGCUGGGAGCGGACUGCUCACCUGUUUGCUCAGCUGAGCUCGGAGCUGCUGCAGGAGGGGAUCGGAGUGGAGAGUCUGUACCUGCUGCUGCAGGAGCUGAGCACCGCCGCGCACCGCAACAUCGCUCUGCGCCGACUCUUCUGGAGGUCCAGUGAGGUGUGCGUGUUCCUGGUUCAGACUCUGGAAGAAUCUCUGCACGGCUGUCAGAGCCUCCAUGGAGUCUACACGGCAGAUCAAUUACUACUAAGCACUCUGAUCGUGCAGACGCUCGCCGUCAUGUUCAGAGAGACGGAGGUCGAACCAGCCAGAUUCAACCUGCUCUCUGCCAAAAAAGGUGCCCUGGCCUCCAGAAUGCUGCUUGCCUUGAUUUGUGAUGCAGAAUUACAAACACAGAAGCAAAGGUCUCUGGUAGACUGUGAGCUUCAGGCCUUACUAGCGGAGUAUCUGGACUCUGCCUGCUCUCUGCUCUUCGAGCUGCUGCUUUUAGGCCACGAGAUGUCCUUCAUCAGUCACCAGGCCCAGCAGGUGGUUGUGGUUCUGUCCGACCUGCAGGACUCCCCCCUCGCUCCCUCUCAGUCGGUGCUGCUCUUCCAGCGCUGUCGCCUCCUGCUGGCCUGCCUGCAGUACAACAACCUGCUCGCUCAGCACCUCAGAUCUCACUUCAGGGAGGAGUUCAGGUACUUUGUGAAGCUGUCCUGUGUUGAGGUGAAGCUGCCCCCUCACUACCCGAUCAGCCCCCCCACCCUGCGGCUGGUUGAGCAGAUCCUCACUCUGCUCAAAUGAUCGCACAAACACACGAGUGUACCUGGAGACAGGCUGUGACAGCGUGUGCCUUUACCAAAGUGUGAGUGAGUUUAAACUCAAAGUGUGAGUGAGUUUUAACGCAUGAAGCAUCUCUGCUGCCGUUACAGGUGAAACUCAAGUUCCCAGCAGAAAGAAUAUGACUUUUAUUUGUUUUAUUAAUAAGUGUUCCUAUGAUGCUGUGAAGCAAAAAUCUUCUCUGGAAUUCAUGAAUGUAAGCAUUGCUAUAAGCUAAAUGCUAAAAUAGCGAUGUUAAGCAGGUAGUGUUUACAGAUUUCACCAUCUUAGUUUAGCAUAGUAGCGUGAAAAUAUGAUAUUUAGCAAUGAAAACAAAUGUUCCUGAUGUUUGUUUGGAUUCUGCCUGUGUUUAUAAUUUAACCUGUAGAUGUGUCCGAUGUCAAAACUGUAAAUCUGCAAAGUGUUUAGGUGAUAUGCACUCUAAAUAAAGUUAAAGAUGAAACUUUGAAAUCUGUUAUAAAUUACAGCUAAAUGUGAUAGAGAUCACUCAAUAUUGUUUCAGUUGAGAUCAAAAUAAAAUUACACAUGCAUAGACUUUAAGAUGUUUGGACAGAUGAGUCUCCGCUGUGUUUCUUGUUUUGUUUUGGUGCUUAAACAAAUAUUAAGGGGUAUUAUUU
Messenger RNA from Trematomus bernacchii (emerald rockcod), 2099 nucleotides. RefSeq lists its product as uncharacterized. The record is from RefSeq and is a predicted model, not a curated record. The coding region runs from base 112 to 1446 and encodes 444 amino acids. Lineage: Eukaryota; Metazoa; Chordata; Actinopteri; Perciformes; Nototheniidae. The transcript is spliced from 11 exons.